AUGCUUUUCCUGACUGUCGAGGUUAGACAUUUGGAAAGUAACAGCAUAGAAAUGAUCUCCAAGAGGGCAUUUUCGGGACUGAUCUCUUUGCGUAAACUUUUUUUGAGUCAGAACAGAAUUGCAUCUCUGAAAGCAGGAAUAUUUAGUGACCUCAACAGUCUGGAGUGGCUGAUUCUGGAUGAAAACAGACUUUCAUCCCUGCGUCAGAAGUCUUUUGAAGGCCUGAAAUCGUUAUUUUUCCUGUCUUUAUUAAAUAACUCUGUCGAACAAUUUCCUAAAACUUCGAUUUGCCUUGAGAUGCCCCGUCUCAACUGGCUGGAAAUGGAGGGCAAUAGAAUUCCAUCUCUCUGGGCGUCUAGUUUUAAGAACUGCUCCUCUCUUACUGUCUUAGCAUUGAGGAGAAAUCGCAUCGGCACCAUUGAGGAGGGAACAUUUGCCGACAUGCAAAGAUUGAUAGACCUAGACGUGUCUAUGAACCAGAUCAAAGACCUGCCUCCAUCUCUGUUCCAGAACCUCCAGAACCUCAAACAGCUAAAUAUUUCCAACAAUCCCCUGACACACAUAUACGACAAUCAAUUUGACAGUCUGGUGAAUCUGCAGUCACUGAGUAUGGAAGAGGUAGAGAUUCCCAACAUCAGCAUCAGAAUGUUCCGACCCCUAACUAACCUCACUCACAUUUAUUUUAAGCGUUUUGAAUUCUGUGGAUAUUCUCCCAACGUGCGGAGCUGCAAACCAAACACAGACGGAAUCUCAUCCUUCGAGAAUCUGCUGGCAAACAUCAUUCUGCGGGUGUUUGUCUGGGUCGUCGCCUUCAUCAUUUGCUUCGGAAACAUCUUCGUAAUCUGUCUGCGUUCCUGUUUUGCUUCUGAGAAUCAACACCACACAAUGGCCAUCAAAUCUCUUUGCUGUGCCGACUGUCUCAUGGGUGUGUAUCUGCUUUUCAUCGGUGCCUUUGACAUCAAGUAUUGCGGCGAGUACAACCGUCAUGCACAGAUAUGGAUGGAGAGUCUGUCUUGCCAGUUGAUCGGCUCUCUGGCCAUGUUGUCCACAGAGGUAUCCGUCAUGAUGUUGACCUACAUGACACUAGAGAAGUACCUGUGCAUCGUCUUCCCAUUCCAGCAUUACCGUGCCGGACGAAAACAGACCCUGUGCUCACUGACCUUCAUCUGGUUGCUAGGAUUUAUCAUUGCCGUUAUUCCCUUCUGGGAUAAACAGACAUUUGGGAAUUUUUAUGGGCGGAACGGAGUAUGCUUCCCUCUUCACUCAGACCAGACAGAGAAACCUGGUGCCAGAUCCUAUUCUACAGCUAUUUUUCUCGGUCUGAAUCUGCUGGCUUUCGUGGUGAUUGUAUUCUCCUACUCCAGUAUGUUUUACUCCGUCCAGAAGACAGCGAAGACAGCGCGUCAAACAGUAUUUGAUCGAGAAGUCACUAUUGCAAAGCGGUUUUUCUUCAUUGUGUUCACUGAUGCCAUGUGCUGGAUCCCCAUCUUCCUCUUGAAGAUACUAUCACUACUAAGAGUACAUAUCGCUGGUACCCUCAUUCUGUGGGUGGUGAUUUUUAUCCUUCCCAUAAACAGUGCCCUGAACCCCAUCCUGUACACUAUCACAACCAGCGCCUUUCAGCAGAGACUCAAACAGUGUUUGAAAUAUCGCUGCCAGCAGACUAACUGACACACACACACACACACACACACACUAUGCACAUGCUCUGAGAUUAAUAUUCCAUGUGGAAUAAAAGGUUAAUAGAUGACAGGAUAAUGACCACACACACAAGAUGUUCUCAUCCUCAGCACAAGCUAGUAAGGCUUAUAAGAGCCUGUAGGGUUGAAGUAAGGAGAGCACACACGGCAACAUUAACCAGCAGACCAUCACAAACAAUAUACGCUUAUGCAAGUAAAAUCAAGCCUUAUAUGAAAAACAAAUAAAUUACAUCUAACUGCCAUAUAGACCUAAAGUAGUGCGUGUAUAUGCAGGGUAAGCCAAACUCUGUGGCUGUCAGAGAAUGCAGAGAGGAACGGUUCGGACGGACACCGGCGGGCUGAGGAUUGGAACCCUUCCGACUGAUUUAAUUGCCUUUUUGUGUGCUUGUGCGGAUGUGUUUGGGAAACAAAGAGGCAGUUGCAUACAGUCAGGAUAGAAAAUGAACAAAAACUAUAAUGGUGGAGGGGAAGAAAUGGAUAUAAAAAGAUUUCUCAAA
This is a messenger RNA of Sinocyclocheilus grahami, 2197 nucleotides long. RefSeq names its product relaxin receptor 2-like. The transcript has 14 exons. Gene Ontology annotation, biological process: hormone-mediated signaling pathway; activation of adenylate cyclase activity; adenylate cyclase-activating G protein-coupled receptor signaling pathway. Bases 1 to 1671 code for a protein of 556 amino acids. Lineage: Eukaryota; Metazoa; Chordata; Actinopteri; Cypriniformes; Cyprinidae. Gene Ontology annotation, molecular function: protein binding; G protein-coupled peptide receptor activity. The record is from RefSeq and is a predicted model, not a curated record. Gene Ontology annotation, cellular component: plasma membrane.